Pteropus alecto (black flying fox) is the source of this 3502-nucleotide messenger RNA. RefSeq names its product F-box and leucine rich repeat protein 19 (gene FBXL19). Gene Ontology annotation, biological process: regulation of transcription by RNA polymerase II; protein demethylation. The record is from RefSeq and is a predicted model, not a curated record. The transcript has 11 exons. Gene Ontology annotation, molecular function: protein binding; DNA binding; transcription coregulator activity. NCBI's taxonomy places the organism in Eukaryota, Metazoa, Chordata, Mammalia, Chiroptera, Pteropodidae. The coding region runs from base 203 to 2227 and encodes 674 amino acids.
CGCCAAGAUUUUCUUCUCACAGGAGCGCACUCCUUCCGGCAUGAUGGUUUCAUGGGAUCCCAGAACAAGUGGGCUGGAAGGAAUCUCGAAAAAGGAACUACCAACACGUGUCCCGUGUCAGGCCCUGAUCUGGGCACUCUCGUGAACAUUAUCUUAACACUCCUAACUCUGCUUUGAGCCCUCGGCGUUGCUGACGCCCCCAAUGUCGUCGAGCAGCCGGGGGCCGGGGGCCGGAGCGCGCCGACGCCGAACCCGCUGCCGCCGCUGCCGGGCCUGUGUGCGAACUGAGUGCGGGGACUGCCACUUCUGCCGAGACAUGAAGAAGUUCGGGGGGCCUGGGCGCAUGAAGCAGUCGUGCCUGCUCCGGCAGUGCACUGCCCCCGUGCUCCCACAUACAGCUGUGUGCCUCUUGUGUGGGGAGGCUGGGAAAGAGGACACAGUGGAGGGAGAGGAAGAGAAAUUUGGUUUGAGCCUCAUGGAGUGUACAAUCUGCAACGAGAUCGUCCACCCUGGCUGCCUGAAGAUGGGGAAGGCUGAGGGUGUCAUCAACGCUGAAAUCCCUAACUGCUGGGAGUGCCCUCGCUGUACCCAGGAAGGCCGGACCAGCAAGGAUUCAGGUGAGGGACCAGGACGCCGCAGGGCUGACAACGGCGAGGAGGGUGCCAGCCUGGGGAGUGGAUGGAAGCUGACGGAGGAGCCGCCGCUUCCACCACCCCAGCCCAGGCGCAAGGGCCCCUUGCCUGCUGGGCCGCCCCCAGAAGACGUGCCUGGGCCCCCCAAAAGAAAGGAGAGGGAGGCAGGGAAUGAGCCCCCUACCCCAAGGAAAAAGGUGAAAGGAGGCCGAGAGAGGCACCUGAAGAAGGUGGGUGGAGAUGCCUGCCUCCUCCGAGGAUCGGACCCAGGCGGCCCAGGCCUUCUGCCCCCCAGGGUUCUGAAUCCAAGCCAGGCUUUCUCGUCCUGCCACCCUGGGCUCCCUCCCGAGAACUGGGAGAAACCAAAGCCACCUUUGGCCUCUGCUGAGGGCCCAGCAGUGCCGUCCCCAUCACCACAGAGGGAGAAGCUGGAGCGUUUCAAGCGGAUGUGUCAGCUGCUGGAGCGGGUGCCUGACACCUCCUCAUCGUCCUCGGACUCGGACUCAGACUCCGACUCAUCGGGCUCAUCGCUGAGUGAGGAUGAGGCCCCUGGCGAGGCCCGGAAUGGGCGACGGCCAGCCCGGGGCAGCUCAGGGGAGAAGGAGAACCGCGGAGGGCGGCGGGCUAUACGCCCAGGCAGUGGGGGGCCCCUCCUCAGUUGGCCCCUGGGCCCCGCCCCACCACCCCGGCCCCCGCAGCUAGAACGGCAUGUGGUACGGCCCCCACCUCGAAGCCCUGAGCCUGACACCCUGCCUUUGGCUGCUGGAUCCGACCACCCCCUGCCCCGUGCUGCCUGGCUUCGUGUCUUCCAGCACCUCGGGCCCCGGGAGCUGUGUGUUUGCAUGCGAGUCUGCCGGACUUGGAGCCGCUGGUGCUAUGACAAGCGUCUGUGGCCUCGAAUGGACCUGAGCCGGCGGAAGUCACUCACCCCACCCAUGCUUAGUGGUGUGGUUCGUCGCCAACCUCGAGCCCUGGACCUCAGCUGGACAGGAGUCUCCAAGAAGCAACUCAUGUGGCUUCUGAACCGACUGCAAGGCCUACAGGAGCUGGUGCUGUCCGGCUGCUCCUGGCUGUCUGUCUCUGCCCUGGGCUCAGCCCCACUGCCGGCCCUGCGGCUCCUGGACCUGCGCUGGAUCGAGGAUGUUAAAGACUCCCAGCUCCGUGAGCUGCUGCUGCCUCCUCCAGACACCAAACCAGGGCAAACGGAGAGCCGUGGGCGGCUGCAGGGGGUAGCAGAGUUGCGCCUGGCAGGCCUGGAGCUGACAGAUGCCUCCCUGCGGCUCCUGCUGCGCCAUGCGCCCCAGCUGAGUGCCCUGGACCUGAGCCACUGCGCCCAUGUCGGAGAUCCUAGCGUCCACCUCCUCACGGCCCCCACCUCCCCGCUCCGAGAGACCCUGGUACACCUCAAUCUUGCUGGUUGCCACCGCCUCACUGACCACUGCCUUCCGCUGUUCCGCCGCUGCCCGCGCCUACGCCGUCUUGAUCUGCGCUCCUGCCGUCAGCUCUCACCUGAAGCUUGUGCUCGGCUGGCAGCCGCUGGGCCCCCUGGCCCCUUCCGCUGCCCAGAGGAGAAGCUGCUUCUCAAGGACAGCUAGUUGGGUGCCCCCCACCCUCCCCCAGGACUCGUCAGGAGCCUGGACCUCAGGCCUUCAUUUCCCCUGCUGGGAGGCCAGAUUACCCACCCACCUCAUGACUUGGGAUUCCUGAGUUUUCUGACUUGGGAUUCCUGCCCAGGGACUCGAGCCUGCCUCCCCAUUCUCUACCCCCUGCACUGAUAUUUCUGGGGGUCUCUCCUUCCCAUCCCUUCUCCCUUCCAUCUGCUUCAUUGUCCAUCCCCUGGGGGGGAGUGGGUCAGAGGUACUGGGGGGGUGCUGAGCCAAAGGGAUGGUGGGAGGGUGGGUAUGGUGCAAGUUUGAGGAGGGAGAAUGGGGGAAGGGUAUCAGGAUACUGGGAGCCAGGGGCUGGGGAAGGUGGAGGCUGGGCUGGGGGAGGGGGGCAGAAAGCAGACCACCAAGGGUGCAGGGAAAGGACCAGAUACUUGGAGUUGGGGGGUGGGGAGGGCAAAAAGGGAAACCAGACGAGCAAUUGGGGAUCCCAGGUGUCAGAGGUGGGAGUACUUGGGGAAUCAGGGAAAGCCAGGGCUGAGUGAGGGGUUGGGGGAGGGACAAGAACAGGUGUGGGGGCAGUAGUACCCCCUUAGGGGGUCACCCCUCUCCUUACUCCCUCCCCAGAUUUCAGUUCAUUCCCCUUCCCUGACUCCUUGAAAGUCACUGACAAUGGCAGCUAUUGAGAGGAGUGGGGGCCCGCUGGCCUACCUGCUGUUCAGCGUGGCCCAGGGGAGUGGUGAGGGGUACCCCAGCCCCCUGCCUGCCUCCCCGCUCAAUACUUGAACAUUCAUCUGUACUGAAGUGUUACUUGAACCUGGGGAACCUUGGACCUAGGGGAGCCACGUUGAGGGGCCAGGACCAGCUUGGACUGAGACUGGACCAGUGGGUGCCCAGUUUGGACUAUGCCACUCCCAGGCUCUCUCUUGCUUUACUGUAUUGAGCAGCUCCACCCACUUGACCUGAGGUGGGGUGGGGUGGGGUGGGGUGCCAGCCCAACGAUGGGGAUGAUGGGACUCCUCCAGCUUGGCAUUUCCCAUUCUUUCAUCGUCAUGGAAACUUGUAUCCCAUUUGCCCAGGGAACUGCCACUCCUGGUUGCCAUGGAAAUAGCAGCCAAUGGACACGGGCCAAAGCCACCGUUAAGGCUAGAAAUGGCCCCUUUUGGUUGCCAUGGGAACUUAGUAACACUCUUGCCCUGCCUCUUCCUCCAGUGUGAGGGCGGGGUUUGGGGAGCCAGGGCCCGCCCCUCAGCCCAGGCCUGAGGC